UCUUUUUUCCUCACAGGUUCUGCUUUAACUGACCUUCAUCCAAAUACAGUUUCAUUGCAUCCGGAUCUACACCAACAGGUUCUGACACUUUCUACACCACACUUUCUACACCACACACUUUCUACACCACACACCUUCCACACGUUUAACACCACACACUUUCUACACCACACACUUUUACCACACCUAGGUACAUCUACACCAGAAGUAUCUUCAACAUCAUCAACAUGGUCAGUUCAUCGGAGCAGGUUCUUCAUCUCAUCCGUGAAGAGGAGGAGAAGAAGAAACGGGGAGAGAAGAGGACCAGGUCUGAGCUGUUCCCUGAAGAUCCUGCAGCUCAUGAAGAUCCAGCAGUGAAGAGGAGGAAGACGCAGACCUCGACCACUGUUUGUGUUCUUACGCACAGGACUGUCGUCAGGAACGUGUUUUGUUCUCAGCUGCUGAGGUUGGUAGGAGAGUUCUUGUGCCGCCGUUGUCGACUCCUCACGGGUCUUCGUCCCACCGUUCCUCCGUUUUGGAUUCAGAACGUGGAUGUGUCGCUGACCGUGCUCGGAGCUCAGCAGCAGUCCUUCAUCUGCUCAGGCACCGUGGCCUUUCUCUACAUGCUGCUCCGUGACUCUGUCUCGGCGGAGGUGUCCAGCAUGGAGGAGCUGCGGGCGGUGCUCCUCUCCUGCCUGUAUGUAUCGUACGCAUACAUCGGCCAUGAGCUACACUAUCCAGCACGGCCUUUCAUCAUGAAGACCGACAGGCAGACAUUUUGGAAGCGAACACUGGACAUCGCCAAGCGCAUGAGCGGUAAAAUGCUCCACAUCAACACCUCUCCAGAUGUCUUCGCCAAGGUCAUUUCUGACCUGAAGAACAAGACAGACCUUUAAUUAGUAUUUUACAUUUUAA
Messenger RNA from Astyanax mexicanus (Mexican tetra), 894 nucleotides. Its product is annotated as cyclin-dependent kinase 5 activator 1-like. The transcript has a single exon. The coding region runs from base 228 to 875 and encodes 215 amino acids. Gene Ontology annotation, biological process: activation of protein kinase activity; brain development; positive regulation of cyclin-dependent protein serine/threonine kinase activity. Gene Ontology annotation, molecular function: cyclin-dependent protein serine/threonine kinase activator activity; protein kinase binding. The record is from RefSeq and is a predicted model, not a curated record. NCBI's taxonomy places the organism in Eukaryota, Metazoa, Chordata, Actinopteri, Characiformes, Acestrorhamphidae. Gene Ontology annotation, cellular component: protein kinase 5 complex; cytoplasm.